CCCAUUUCAUUGCCUCAUUCAUUCAUUCUCUUCUUCUUACUCCAACUUCGUUUCCAGAAUUCUGACCUUAGUGAGAUUGGAUCUGUAUUCAACAACUUGGCUAAGCAGCUUGAGGAACCUGUUGACUUUGAGCUUCCAGAUUCGUUUACCAAGAAUAAACCUGUGCAGUAUAGAUCCAUAAAGCGCAAUAUAUAUACUUCAAAGAAGUUUAAGAGACGGUUUGAUGAUGGCAUAUUCUGUUCUUGUACUCCUUCACCUGAAUCUCCGAAUGUGUGUGGUAUUGAUUGCCACUGUGGGGUGCUUUUAUCUUGCUGUUCUUCAGCCUGUAAAUGUGGGAGCUCCUGUCUCAACAAACCAUUUCAGCAUCGUCGGGUGAAAAAGAUGAAAUUAGUUCAGACUGAGAAAUGUGGCUCUGGUAUUGUAGCUGCUGAAGAUAUUAAGCUUGGGGAGUUUGUUAUAGAAUAUGUUGGAGAAGUAAUUGAUGACAAAACAUGUGAAGAAAGACUUUGGAACAUGAAGCAUCGUGGGGAUUCAAACUUUUACUUAUGUGAAAUCAAUCGAGAUACUGUGAUUGAUGCCACAUAUAAGGGAAACAAAUCUAGAUAUAUCAAUCAUAGUUGCUGUCCCAAUACAGAGAUGCAGAAAUGGAUAGCAGAUGGUGAAACCAGAAUAGCCAUUUUUGCUACACGAGACAUUCAAAAGGGUGAACAACUCACCUACGAUUACCGCAGGUUUGUCCAAUUUGGCGCAGACCAAGAAUGUCACUGCGGUGCUGUUGCCUGCAGGCGUAAGCUUGGUGUCCAACCUACAAAGCCUAAAAUGUCAGUUAAAUGUCAGGUAUAUCAGAAUGGAGGUUUGCAAAUUGGCAGUUCUCAAGUUUUUGCGCAAUCAAAAAGCUUAAAAGUUUGCAUUGGGGAAGUUAUUAGGAUAAAACACCUUGAACAUGUGAGGUUUGGGCUUAUUAAAUGGUUUAACAAAUAUUCCCGAAAACACUUGAUCCUGUUUGAAGAUGGCUGUGUUGAAAUUUUUGACAUGUCUAAAGAAGAUUGGGAACUCACUAGUUUGUGGUGCAAUUACUUUUGAGUGCUGCACUACCACUUACUUCCUUGUUAGUAUUUUUUCAGUAUUUAUCUCUGUGACACUAGUAGUGUUUCUUCCUGAUUAUGUGCUUGUUAUGAUAGAUUGACGCCUUAGGCGUUGAUUUUGAUUACUAUGCUGUUUUUUUUUAUUUGUCUCCCUUGGCUACUUUUGAAGGAUGUUCUUCGCAUUGAGGGUGGGUUUAGUAAAGCUUAUUGUGUUUGAUAAUUCAAAAAGAUCAUGUGCUUGUUUUUAGUUUUUAAAAGCAAUAGGUGCUUUUAAAACACCUAUGAAGAUAUUUUUUUAAAUCUAGCUUAUUCUUUUCAAGUCUAACAUAAUCUUAUUAUAUAUUAAUGAUUUUCUAGAUUUAUGCUUACUCUUUACAUUUACUUUUAUGUAUAUUAAAGUCAUUUGAAGUUUUAAAAACAAUUUUACCGAACAUAAUUGUUAUAGAGUAUGCUUACUGAAAGCUAAUUUUACCAAACCCACCCUGAAUGCAUGCUUUGAUGAGCAGUAUUUUCCAUUCUAGAUGAGGAUUCUAAGCUAACAGAAUUGCGAUUAAUGUCAUUGUUCCUGCUGUGAUAAUUUUCUUGUCAUUGUAGGAAACAAGAAACAGGGCUAUAGCUAAUCCCUCUGUAUUUUCAUUUAUUUUUAUAUAUAUAAAUAGGAAAAAGCACGUGAAGGCAUUGUUGUCAAACUCGCGAGUUAACUCGUAAACUCGUGAGUUUAGGUAGUGGAAUCGAGUUAACUCGGACACAAACUUGUUUCUGGGUAGACUCGGGUAAACUCGCAUAAACUCGGUCAAACUCACGAGUUUACGGGCGAGUCAGCGAGUUUGAUUUGUUUGGUCUUUUUCGCCAAAACGGCGUCGUUUUAGGCCCAACAAAAAAAACAGGAAGAAAGGGAGCAACGUAUGAACGUAACCCUAAACAGCUAAAUCCCUCACUUUGCUCGCCGCACUCACUCAGUCACUCUCUUCUCCAAGCUCUCUUCGCGUUUCGUUCAUCCCUUGCCGUCGUCCGUCCCUCGCCGCCGUUCGUCAUUCCCCAAACAGCUCGUCACUGUCUCCCUUUCUGCCGUUCUCUCACUCUCAUUCUCUCAUUCUGCUCUCUACUGUUGACUCUGUUCUGCAUCAAAGCUCAUGGACUCGUGGAGCCUCUGCCGUCAACACGCUGCCGUCGUUCGUCGCGUCCUCUGCUGGUUCAUCGUGUACUCUGCCACCAUUCGUUCUUGUCUGCCUGCACAGCACAACAACGCUUGGUUCCUCAACUGAGCCUACUCCAUUCAGCCAUUCAGAUUCAGGUGUGUAGGUGAAAACUAGUGAAAAUGGAGGCAUUAUUCUUUCAUUUCAUGUACAUAAUUCUUGGAGUUGCUAACGCUCUGAAAAUUCAUUCGGAUAGAAAGCUUAAUACCUAGACUAGAUCAUUGUUUCUGAUUGAAGGCAUUAAUAAGCUGUUUUGGUUUCCAUCCGGCAUCCGAACAAGAUGUAUCUCGCCAACCUAGAAGAUUGUUGUUACUACUAGAGAUAUUUUGUGUCUCUGCAAAUCUUGAUUGUACUAUAAAGUGAAAAUUCAUCUUGUAACCUUACCUUGGAUUUGCACAAUUGUUGUAUCAAGUUUAUGAUUUUUCUUUCUUUUUUGUAUCCAUUAGUUCUUUGAUUCAAAGAUCUUAAAAUUUGUGAUGAAAUAUGAGGGGGUUUCCUAUAGUGAAUGCAAGCAGGCUUAUGUCAAUAAAGAGAAGGCACAUCAGUGUUGUGCUUAGCAUGUAUUUUUGUAUUCAUUUUUGUUGAAUUUAUGGAGAUCCAUUUUUAGUGUUAAAUUUUGUUGUUUCCACUGCGAUAUUAUUUGGCA
Molecule: messenger RNA, 2927 nt
Organism: Arachis stenosperma
Lineage: Eukaryota; Viridiplantae; Streptophyta; Magnoliopsida; Fabales; Fabaceae
Product: histone-lysine N-methyltransferase ASHH3-like
Exons: 13
Coding region: 382-1083 (233 amino acids)
Biological process (GO): regulation of DNA-templated transcription
Cellular component (GO): nucleus; chromatin
Molecular function (GO): protein binding; histone H3K36 methyltransferase activity
Source: RefSeq, a predicted model, not a curated record